Molecule: messenger RNA, 1859 nt
Organism: Guyanagaster necrorhizus
Lineage: Eukaryota; Fungi; Basidiomycota; Agaricomycetes; Agaricales; Physalacriaceae
Exons: 4
Coding region: 26-1804 (592 amino acids)
Molecular function (GO): protein binding
Source: RefSeq, a predicted model, not a curated record
CCUGGCUGGCCGACCACCCAAAUUCAUGGACGUGUUCAAUCCAAAAAUUCUUGAUGCUUGCAUUCGGGAUGUUGCAUACUGUCUUUCGGAUAACCAGAAAGCAGAUCUGCUGCUCUAUGCGAUGACGAGUCUCAAAUAUACAAGACACAAAGUCGUCGUCGAAAACGCCAUUCAGGCUUGCCUAUCGAUUCAUGCCCUCUCACCCUCAAUCGUCGCCAAGGCUCGAAUCUUACGUGCCCGUCUACGUUUGGAAGCCGGCUCAUUUAUAGGCGCCCAAGAAGACCUCCAAGCAGCUCUGCUCGCAGAACCAGAUAAUCCGGAAGCAACCGCACUGUUACACCAACGUUCCGUCGCCGUGGAAAAGCUUCUCGCUCCCACGGGCCAUCGAAUAUCUAAUGAAAUAUGGCGCGAAAUAGCCUUAUUUCUUCCUCGUCGCGAUUUGAAGACGCUGCUUUCGGUCCCCCACCCUUUGUCCCGCGUUGCGUCGCAGCUUCUCUUUCGAAAGGUGGAUUUGCAUUUCGGCGAGGGCGAAGGACAGCCGUUCGACGAAGGUAGCGAAGGAGGAGAGUGGGAAAAGGAGAGGGACAGAGAUCAACGAACGGCCGACAUCCUUACCCGCGUCAUAACCGAUCCUUCCUUCGCCAGCGUCGUCCGCACCCUCCGGAUCUUCGCCACCGUCAACAGCCACACCUCGUUUCAGACGGGAAUCCUGUCGAAUGCCCUCCCGAAGAUGGUCAAUCUGAGGAGGGUACAUAUAUCCUCGAGCGCCGACGGUGUCCUACCCGUGCUGAGGAUCCUCCAGUCAUGUUCGCCCAAGCUCAAUGGUCUCUCACUGCACGUCCCUGAUGGGCUGUUCGAGCUGAGCACCCUUACUUUGAACCAUAUCGCCAACUUUGCUUAUCACGCUGGUGGCAGUGGCAGCGGAGGGGCCCAAAAUCCCCAUGCGUUCCUCGCCCAGCACCGGUCGACGCUACGGACGCUCUCCCUAGAGAAUCCAGCUUGGAUAUUCCCCGCCGACGCGCUCUCGCUCCGCAACCUCACCCACAUCCACUUCCUCGGGCAAUUCCCCCUCAACAGCCAGGCCGUCGGGACCAUCCUCAGCCACGGACGGCAACUCGAGUCCCUCUCCCUCACCUGCCUCCUUGACUGCGCCCCCUCUUCCCAAUUCCGCGGCGCACACGGAGAGCUCCCCUUCCUCCGCCACUUUGCCUUUGCGGUCCAUUCGAUGAACCGACGACUGACGGACCGCGAUCUCUUCCCCGCGAUCGCAGAGUUCCUGCGGGACCGCAUCGACCUCCGUACGCUCUCGCUCCUCGUCCCCGCCGAGCCUAUACAGAAAGCCGUCGGCUUCGACGCGUCGGUGUGGGGCGUGCUGCCCAGUCUCACAGGUCUCAAGGGUCUGGGGAUCACCUACCCGAGGGACCUCGCGCCCGGCCUCGCGGCAUGGCUCAUCCCCCGGAGCGUCGUCAGCCUCACGUUGAACGGGCUCGUCGGCGGCGGGAUGCGCGACCUCCGCCUCGGCGUGCCCUCCGGUCUGCGGUUCGUCGGCCUAGACACGGGCGGGAUGGGCACCGGCGAGGUGGCCGGCAUCGUCGAGCAGGGCUUCCCGAUGGUCAGGAUCGUGCGCGUCGGCCCGGCGUAUUGGACCGUGCAUCGCAGAAAGAAGAGCGGGAGGAAGGGCGAGGACGGCGGGGUCGAGCUCGAGAGGUGGCCGGCGAGGAGAGCGAGGUAUCAUGUCAGCGAAUGGCUCGAGUGGUUUGGCUGCGAGGAUGCGUUGGGCGUCGAGGACAUUUAUGGUAUUUGACUUGCUUUUUUUGGAUUUUGUAUAUUCUACUUGUUGUAUCAUUUUUUUGGGGGGG